Fusarium sp. VM40 is the source of this 1623-nucleotide messenger RNA. The record is from the annotation of a GenBank genome assembly. NCBI's taxonomy places the organism in Eukaryota, Fungi, Ascomycota, Sordariomycetes, Hypocreales, Nectriaceae.
AUGGUCAGCUUCAAAUACCUCGGCGCGCUGGCGAGCGCCGCCCCAGCUCUGGCAGCCUUCGGUGUUACUACCAGCGGCAACAACCUCAUUGUCGACUCUGGAAAUUCCAAUGGCUUCUCUGUUGCCGUCAGCAAGAGCGAUUGCUCCAUCAACUCGAUCCUGUACCGAGGUGCCGAUUACCAGUAUAAGUCGCAGACUUCUCACAUUGCGUCUGGUCUUGGCUCGGCUACUGUGACGUCCACUGUCAUCAACAACAAGUACAUCAAGGUCACAUGUACCACCAAGUCCGGCGACUUUGACCUGACUCAUUACUAUGUCGUUCAGAACGGCCAGAGCAACGUCUACAUGGCCACCGAUACCAAGUCUCAGCCUGCCAUCGGUGAGCUGCGUUACAUUGCUCGUUUGGAUCGUUCCAAGCUACCCAAUGAGAUCCCCUUUGGCGAGGCUUCAAACACCUCUGGCGGUUCCGCCGUUGAGGGCUCCGACGUCUUCAACAUCAACGGCCAGACCCGCUCCAAGUUCUACUCAUCCCAGCGCUUCAUCGACAACGACAUUUGGUGCUUCCAGAGCGGAGCCAAGGAUGUUCAUGCCUGCAUGGCCACUCACGCCUCGCGAUCCUACGAGAAGAGCUCUGGAGGUCCUUUCUUCCGUGACAUCAACAGUAACAACAACGGCGACUUCAGCGCCCUCACCCUUUACAUGAACUCUGGCCAUGCCCAGACCGAGGCGUUUCGUCAGGGCUUCCACGGUCCUUAUGCUUUGACCUUCUCCCGCUCUGGUGUCCCCAAGGCCAAGGACAUUGACAUGUCUUUCUUCAAGGACCUUUCCAUCCCCAACUACACCGCUGACACCUCCCGCGGCCGAGUAAGCGGCACUGCCACGGGCGUUCAGUCAGGUUUCCAGAGUGUUGUACACUGGUUCAACAACGACUUCCAGUACUGGACCUAUGCCUCAUCCAACGGCGCUUUCACAUCCCCUUUCAUGGUUCCCGGCACUUACACCCAGGUGCUCUACCAGGGUGAGCUCAAGGUCGCCUCCAAGAGCGUAAGCGUCUCUGCCGGCGGCACGGCCUCUUCCUCCAUCGCCGCCAACUCGGACAUCACCACUGGAAAGCACACCUCUGUCUUCCGCAUCGGCGACUGGGACGGCCAGCCCACGGGUUUCCGCAACGCCGCCAACCAGCUGCGCAUGCACCCUAGUGACGCGCGCAUGGCCAGCUGGGGUCCUCUGACCUACACCGUCGGCACGAGCUCCGUCGGUGACUUUCCCAUGGCCAUCUUCAAGGCCGUCAACAACCCAGUCACUAUCAAGUUCAACCUCCCCUCCGCCAUCUCGGCCCAAGCCACUCUCCGCAUCGGCACUACCCUUGCUUUUGCUAGCGGUCGUCCUCAGGUCACCAUCGGUAGCUUCACGAAGGCAUUCGAUGCACCAACCAAGAUCGACUCGCGAGGUGUUACACGUGGUGCUUACCGUGGCCAUGGCGAGGUUUACGAUGCUGUUGUCCCAGCUGGCACUCUCAAGGCAGGAUCCAACACUAUCACCAUUGAGGUCAUUUCUGGUAGCUCUGGUGCUACUUUCCUGAGCCCCAACUUCGUCUUUGAUGCUGUUGAGUUGUUCUACUAA